Molecule: messenger RNA, 1590 nt
Organism: Cladophialophora carrionii CBS 160.54
Lineage: Eukaryota; Fungi; Ascomycota; Eurotiomycetes; Chaetothyriales; Herpotrichiellaceae
Exons: 3
Coding region: 1-1590 (529 amino acids)
Biological process (GO): transmembrane transport
Cellular component (GO): membrane
Molecular function (GO): transmembrane transporter activity
Source: RefSeq, a predicted model, not a curated record
AUGCUCCAAAAGUUAUACUCCGUCAUCACGACUGGUCCUAGGGAAGCCAUUCGCGGAAGGCGGAUGGUAAGAGGGCCCGUUGAGAAGUCUGCCUCUCUUGAGGGACUAUUGGCCAUUCUCAACGAUCGAGACAGAAUCAACGACCAGCUUCGGAGCCAGCUGGCGGGCUUCGACAGGGAGGAGCUUGCCGAAGGCAUCAGAAGCAUCAAAAGGCUCUUGGACUGCUGUCUCAUAGCAAUGGCUUGGGCUAUGUUCGCGUGCAACUAUUUCGACCGGAGCUGUCUCGCCGCAGCAGAGCUCAUGGGCCUACGUACUGACCUAAGCAUGAACUCGAACGAGUACGGCCUGGCGAUGAUGCUCAUGUUCAUUGCAUACGUUUUGGCUCAGGUGCCCUCAAAUCUCUACCUGGCCAAAGGACGCCCUUCAAUAUACCUACCAACUGCAAUGGUUCUUUGGGGCUCCGUUUGCACUUCUACCGCCUUUGUCAGAACGCCCGGAGCACUAUACGCAGCUCGGUCACUCCUGGGCCUCUUGGAGGCACCCUUCAGCGUUGGGUGCCUCUUCUUAAUCUCAUCCUGGUACACGCGGACCGAGUUGGGUUUGCGGAGUGCAAUACUGUUAUCAGCACCUAUGAUGGCCAACGCAUUCACUGGUGUCAUUGCGUUCGGGAUCCACGACUCCGUGGACGGGGCGUAUGGUCUCGAGGGCUGGAGGUGGUUGUUCAUUGUUGGUGGGUCCGUCACGAUCAUCAUCGCCUGCAUUGCGUUCUUCACUCUGCCAGACUAUCCGCACAACACUCGGUGGCUUUAUGAGGAAGAACGCGCCCUGGCUCAACUGCGACUGAUUGCUGACCGCGGUGCUUCUGAAUAUGAUGUGAGUCGAGUUGUCGGCCUCAAGAUGGCAUUCAACAGCUGGCAAGUAUGGACGUUUGCGGGCAUGUACUUCCUAUUGGCAAUCGGCGCGUCACUGCACAACUUUUUCCCUUCGGUUGUGCAGACCCUAGGCUUUUCGAGGAACACGACCUUGUGGAUGACAGCUCCACCAUACCUGCUUGCCGUGGUUGUUGCCAUCUCCGCAGCUCUGUCCGCCGACCGACUUCGGAAUGCCUCCUCCCACAUCAUUGGAACCACAGCAUUGGCAAUUGUCGGGUUCUUGAUGUUUUUGCUCGAGCAGUCCACAGGUCGCCGAGACGUCUGGGCUCGGUAUGCAUCGACAUUCCUGAUGAUAGCUGGGGCACAUGCUGCCAAUCCGAUCGUGCUUGGUUGGGCACAAAAAACGGUUCGACAGCCGAGGGAGAUGCGGGCGACCGCGAUUGCGAUCGUAAAUACCUCAGGGACCAUAGCACAGAUCGCCACCUCUGAGCUUUACCCCAAGCGCUGGGCGCCACGCUACAUUCAAUCGAUGUCGCUGAACACAGCAUGUGCACUGGCAGCAGUCCUCCUGGCAAUCUUCAUGCGGGAAGCUUUACGACGUGCGAACAAGAAGCUUGACCUGGUGGGUAACGCUGUUGGUGGGGAAGCACAAACGCCAGGGCCAUCGAACAAUGAGCAGAGGCAGGGGGUCGUUAGUACAUACAGAUAUGUCACUUGA